Colletotrichum spaethianum is the source of this 1320-nucleotide messenger RNA. RefSeq names its product MFS siderochrome iron transporter 1. Gene Ontology annotation, molecular function: transmembrane transporter activity. The record is from RefSeq and is a predicted model, not a curated record. The transcript has 3 exons. Gene Ontology annotation, biological process: transmembrane transport. Bases 1 to 1320 code for a protein of 439 amino acids. Lineage: Eukaryota; Fungi; Ascomycota; Sordariomycetes; Glomerellales; Glomerellaceae.
AUGGAGACCUACGUUACAGGACACGUCUUCUACACUAUUGGGCACUUCGGCAUGAUGUUCGUUAUCGACGUCAUGAUCGCUGAUAUGAGCUCACUGAAGAACCGUAUGAUUAUGCUCGGUAUCAACGGUACCCCGAUUGUCGCCGUUACCUUCGCUGGCCCCAAAAUUGCUGAACUCUUCUACACGGAGUCCAAUUUCAGAUGGGCUUUCGCUGCCUUCGGGAUUAUCCUUGUUGGCUUCUGCUUGCCCUCGCUUCUGGUCAUGUUCCUCAUGCAACGCAAGGCUGAGAAGGCUGGUUUGCUCGAGAAAACGCGUGUGAUGUCCGACCGAACCUACCUGCAGGGCUUCUGGUAUUACUUCCUGCAAUUCGACAUGGUUGGACUCAUCCUUAUCAUUGCGUUCUUCUGCUUGGUUCUGUUACCCUUCAGCAUCAAUUCGUAUGCGGCCAAGGGUUUUGCGAGCCCACACAUCAUUGCAAUGUUUGUUGUCGGCGUUUUGUGCUUGCCUGCGCUAUUCAUCUGGGAGAAGAAGUUUACUCCCGUACCAUUCCUUCCCUACAAAUAUUUGAACGAGCGGACUCUCAUCGGAUCCUGUAUGCUCUACGGUGUCAUGUUCAUUUCCAUAUUCACAUGGGAUGCCUACUACGGCUCCUAUCUGCAGGUCGUACACGGGCUGUCCAUCACCCACUCUGGUUAUGUACUCAACACGUUUUCCUUGACCUCGUCGUUCUUCGGUCCCGCCUAUGGCUUUUUUAUUCGCUGGACCGGUGAUUUCAAGUACACCGGUCUGGCUGGUGUCCCCUUCAUGGUUCUUGGCACCGCACUCUUGAUCCCGUACCGAACGCCUAGCACUUCGGUUGGUGCUCUUGUUGUCCUGCAGAUGCUUAACGGUCUUGGAACUGGCAUUUUUGCCGCAUGCGGCCAGAUUUCGAUCCAGUCUGUCGUCACUCACCAGGAGAUUGCUACCGUAAUGGCCAUCUGGGGUCUAUUUGGCUCCAUCGGCGCCACAGUUGGAUAUGCCAUCGCUAGUGGCCUGUGGAACAACAUUGUACCCGGGGCUCUGGAAAGCAACCUGCCGGAUUACGCCAAGAACCAGACCGCGGCAAUCUUUGGCUCCCUCGAUGUCCAGCUCUCCUAUCCAAUGGGUGACCCUGUUCGCGACGCCAUCAUUGCUGCGUACGCAGAUGUGCAACACAAGAUGGUUAUCGCUGGUGCAGCCUUCAUCCCGGUUUGUCUUAUUUGUGUCCUCUGCUGGAAACACGUCAACAUCAAGAAGCUUGAGGAGGAGAAAGGUAAUCAGACCAAGGGCCGCGUGUGGUAG